Molecule: messenger RNA, 519 nt
Organism: Guyanagaster necrorhizus
Lineage: Eukaryota; Fungi; Basidiomycota; Agaricomycetes; Agaricales; Physalacriaceae
Exons: 3
Coding region: 1-519 (172 amino acids)
Source: RefSeq, a predicted model, not a curated record
AUGUCCCUACUCGAUCGUGCAUCCAAUGUAUAUGUCGGUCUGAAAAGCGGUGACAUAAACGCACGCACAUCCUGUAUAAGGCGGCACGGUGGCUCCUUGGUGUGGCACCAAAACAUCGGACCAUUGGACUUGGUGGCGUUCUCGCUAAUCCGUUUCGAGAUCUGCUCUAAACUGCCGUGGCUCAAAGCCGGACAUGUCCUCGCUAGGAGUGAGGAGUACAGACUGGAUGACUUAAUCCGAAUGCAGGGGUCGCUUGACCGGGAAAACUCCAUAUGUCUUCAUCUGAAUCAAGCAUCCACACCGACAGACUCGGAGCCGCCGGAAGCCAUAAUUCUCAUGUUGAGCGUCAGGGAAAUAUCAUCCAUUGAGACCGUUCGUGAGGCGAUGGCAUUUGCGAGGAGACACCAAUUGAGCCGUUCAGAGGGUCAUUUAGCUUCUUUACUCGACCCUGUGGGGAAAUGCUCAUCUGUGCUCCAGACGGUCUGUAGCGGUCCAAAGAUGGUCCAAUCUUCAGGAUGA